UGUCCUAUGAAGGGGAUUUCUUUCAGUUCUCUCCGUUGUUUAUAAGCAUUAUAAUAAUAUUUCUUAUGAUCUUUUACUGGGUGAGUGUCGAUUCUUGUGUUUUUGUGAGAGACCACUUGGGAGGCGAGCGAGUGCAUAUUUCUCAAUCGGAGCUCACCUGCUUAAACUGAUCAAAAACAACAAGGAGCAACAAAAGAGCGUCAGAGACUCGCAAUAAAACUGUGUACGAGUUUUCUAAAGAGGAAAUUAUUCUGUCCAUAUCGAUAAGAUAUUUUGAAUUACUACACAACGUACUAAUUUUCAUGUCAACUUUCUUGCAGUUUGUUUGCUACAACAUAGAUGUGGUACCUCUGCAUUCCAUGGGUCCAUUUGGUACUUUUGUGUCAUAUUUGGCCAACAAUCAUUUAAAACUUUUGAGGCUCGGGUAAGUAGACUGAAAUAAACAGUUGUACAUUGGCUGAACUCUCUAAUUAUUAUUAUUAUUAUUAUUAUUAUUAUUAUUACUAUUAUUAUUAUUAUUAUUAUUAUUACUUUAUUAUUAUUAUUAUUAUUAUUAUUAUUAUUAUUAUUAUUAUUAUUAUUACUAUUAUUAUUAUUUAUUAUUAUUAUUAUUAUUACUAUUAUUAUUUGAAUUAUUACUGUUAUUAUCAUUGUUAUUUUACAUGUUGCAAUAUGCCAGAGAAAGAAAGAUAAUAGAGAAGAGUCCUGGAGAUUCCAAAUUAGGUGACUUAUGCCAGCCCCAAUUUCUAAUCCUACCUCAGUCAGCCCCUUGCCUUAAAAUGGUAAAUCAUCAGUAUUAUGAACACUAGCCUCAGUUUCAGGCAUCCAGUUUUUAAAAAUCAGCAAAAUAGUAAACAGGGAAGUAGUUGCAGUGAAGCCAAAAAACGAGGAGAGGUUUGGGUCAGAGCUUCAAACCCAGUCCCCCCUUGUUAUUUUCUCUCUUUGCUUCUAUCAUGCUGUUCCCUAUUGCUAAGUCUUACUUUUAAUGAAUGAAUUCAUAGAACAGGCUUUGUGAAUAUGCAUCUUGUUUAUCUAUCUUGUGUCAUGCACUAUAAAAUCUCAUUGAUCUCAUUGAUCUUAUUGAUCUCAUUGAUUUCAUUGAUCUGAUUCUUUGUGCUUCAUAGUUUUAGAUUUGCAGUAAUAGCCCAUUUGUUAGAAGCUGGAUUUGCCUACAGGAUUAGUAGGUGAGAACUGAGUUCUUUGACUCAAAAGUAACUCCUUGUUGUUAUUUGUUAAUGUAGCCAUUAGUGUAAUGGCAUUUUUCUUUUAAAAUCUAGAAAUUUUUGUCUGAAAUAUACUAUAAACUUGAAAGUACACAUUGUGCUGGCAAUGGCUGGUUCUGCUGGUUUUACAUUGCUAUGAUUCUGCUUGAGCCUGGCAACAAAACUUUGCUUCUUUAUGCUCAGGAAAUGGUUCUGGAUCUAGUUGUAUAAAGGCAGGAUAAUGGUAUCCUAGGGGUACAAAAUGUAGCGCAUUAUUUGCUGGACAGAAAUUUAUUCAGUAGACAGCAUUAUCCAUGCUUUGAACAACCAGAGCCUGAUUGUUUGCACUGUACAGGGGUGUAUUAAGUAGGUAUUCCUACAACUCAUAUUUUCAGGUAGAAAUAGUGGAUAUUUUGGUAGAUAUCUGCUACUGUCAAUUUUUAUUCCCUGAAGUGAAUUUGAAUACAUUUUUGUGUCAUUUCACAUGGCUUAGCACAGUGAUCUCAGCACAUGCUGAUCAUUACACAACAUUUCGUCCCUUUAAGAAGUUGCUCCCACUGUUUAGCACCAACCAAAAAGAUUCUGCUCAUUGGUAGAAUUUAUAUAAAUUAGGUAUUAUAGACCAAGACUGUCCUUAAAUUAUCUAUGGCAAAAGUGAAUUUUAAUGGCUAAAAUCUUGUGACAUGCCUCUUAAAGGUGACUGUAUCUGAAACUGUAUUAAUUUCAAAGCUGAUGUGUGUGGUGAAUUUUGCCGCAUAAACAGCUAGUGUCAGCAUUAUAAAAAGGUUUCCCUAGGUGUCAUGCUGAUAUAACAUUCUAAGAAACAUACUUAUCCUGUUGAUUAAAAGACUUGGAAGCAACAAAAAGUUUGGUCUAUGAGAGGGGUCUGCUUUGGAAAUGUUAAAAGUGUUGUGUUGUUUGAAGAAGUCACAGAGUUUCACCUUAAAGAGAAAAUUCAUAUAACUUAUGAAUCAAAUAGUUGCAAGUUAUUAUGAGUAAGCACAGGGCUGUGCUCCAAUAGACCACAGAUGCUACAAGUGACUUACUUUUUAUGAGGGUAACAAGCAUGACUUUGAAGAACUUGCUUGCCAGUAUUUCUAGAAUAGGAGACCUCAGACAUCUGGGUGAUUUUUCUAAGAGCAUAACUUUGAUAAUCUGCAUCAACUCAUGCUAAACAAAGACUAAUCACCUUGCAGGAGGAUGAUGUUUUCACGUGUCACAAGUUUCAAGUGGAUGUUUCAAACUGCACUGGUUGGAUUCCCCUCCCUUGGCUUGUUACUGAGGCAUCGCAAGCAGAGAGAAAUUGCAAGCAAAAAAGUUAAUUGAUUGUCACCUGCAGUCAUGAUCAUUGUAUUUAGUCUUGUAAAUAGGGCUUUGUUUACUUCUAGUUUUUUUAUUCAGUUUCUUCUCGUUUUGGAAAAAUUGAAGUAGAGGGUGAUGUGAAAAUUGCCGAUCGCAGGUCUCGAUAGAUACACUUGUUUAUUAGUGCCCUUCAAUUGACCAAUAGAUAGAAACAACUAUGAAAUAACUGCUGAGAAAUCAAAGCAUUUAGAACGUGUAGAACAUCAAUGGCUGUAUAGCAGAAACGUGCGAUCUUUAUACUUACAUUCGAUGUAAAAAGAUAGAAGUUGAGUGUAUACGAGUGUUUAAAACAUGUAACAAACAGGGUGUUGGCUCACUCUGAGUACCUAGAGAUAGAAAACCCAGUCUACAGAAGAUCAGAAUCAAAAAUGAAUGAGUUAACCCUUUAACCCCUGAGAAUGACCAGCAUCCAAUUUCCCCUGACAAUAAUACUGCUGCAUUAUUCAUUUGAGAUCACUAGAAUAAAGGAAAUGAUCACCAACUAAAGAAGCUCUUGCUCGUUAAACAAAUUCUCCUUGUCAGCACCUUUGGAAAUGUAUAAAUAACACUAUGUUAAAAUAUAUUAAAGUUCACACGGCAACCAGGUGGACAAUCAGACAUAGUUUGACGCUACUCUGGUUUGCAGAUUUAAUGAAUGUAACCGAUGAAGUUACAAUCCAUAGACCCAACGUUUCGACACUCCUGUCUAGUGCC
Pocillopora meandrina is the source of this 3257-nucleotide messenger RNA. The record is from the annotation of a GenBank genome assembly. NCBI's taxonomy places the organism in Eukaryota, Metazoa, Cnidaria, Anthozoa, Scleractinia, Pocilloporidae.